CAUUUUUGGGGACAAAAUAUGAAUUCAUACAGCUGACUUGCAAAGCAUGUCUAAGAAUAAGCUCUAAGGUCCUUGAAAUCAACAUUUAAAGAUAUCACUGAUUAUUAAGUUGCAUGUGAACUAUACAGAAGUAUGAUCAUUUCUGACCAUUUCAACCUGUGAAUCAAUGAAAAACUGGCUUUAUUAUAUGUUAUUUAUAGGGCUGCAAUUAAUGAUUGUUUUGAUAAUCAAUUUUUUUUUGUCAGUUAAUCGAUUAAUAAUCGGAUAGCAAAAGGUGCUUAACAGGAAUUUGAACCAGGUGAAGCGAAAGCUAAGCGAGGAGUUAUGGAUAGAGCAUAUUCACCGAGAAAGGAAGAAAGUUUUUCAUCUUAAAUACAAAUUGUAUAUAUUUUUUUGUACAAGUUUGGCCUAAUUACUGCUCUAAGUGGGUUCUUCUUUUAGCAAUUUACUCCAGUUAACGAUAAUUUGAUUUCUAAAUUAGUUGACGAUUAUUUUAAUAAUAGAUUAAUAACGAUUAAUUGUUUCAGCCCUAGUUAUUUGUUACAGGUGUAUAAGGUUUCUAGAGCUGUAAGGGGAGCUGUGGAUAUAUGCAGUGAUAGUUUGCUGAAGAAAUUAGUGAAGAUUACUAUUACAUGAAUGUGCAUCUAUUAUGAUCUUUAAAUCUGCAGGUGAGAUAAGAGCAGUGGGACCAGUUCAUGGGAUUGGAAGUCAGACAGCUAGGGGGCUGGUGCACAAAUGACUCAGUUCUGAAUAAGGAAUGAUCCUCUCGUUCCGGAGGUCAUGACCUGAACACAAAAGCCUCAGCAUCAGCAGCCGUGCAGGAGAGAAAGUGGAAGGCAUUUAAUUCAUCAGAGUACAGCUCUCCGAUGACUAGCAUCUCGCAUCGUUCUGCAAAGCUGUGGUUCAGUAGCGGUUUUUGACCAGGACUGAACUGUAUUAUGAGGGUUUUAAAUCUAUCAUUAUUAUGUGAUCUAUAUAUGUUUUUGUUUUUUUUUUUUUUUUUGUGCGUGAGGCAUCAUGAGGAGGGGUUCGCCCAGGGCACCAUUCAUGCAAGACCCACCGCUGCGCAUCAUGAUACUCCAAGCUGCAAUAUAGCAGAGAAGACAGUGAAUGGGACUGAAAAAGUAUUUAAAAUGUCUCCAGAAUAUGUUUCAGAGCUGCUGCAGGAACAGGGCUGUAAAAAUUUCAUUUUUCGAUUGUGCUACCCGUUAGAUACACAAUUAAAAGGAAAUACAUUGAUUUCAAUAUUAUUAAAUAUUGGACCUAGUUGUAGCGACGAUCAGCGGCCAACUCUUGCUUAGCUACAGCCCUGAUGAGCGUUUACGAAACCACGUAAAAUAAUUAUUAAUUAACAAGCAAAUAGUUUGAUCGCGUCAGGAGAAAUGGAUAGACUAGUUAAAUGUUGAUUACUGUUAAUAUAUAAAUACAUACUCAACGUCGGUUGUUUUGUUUGGCCGCGCUCCCAAUUAGCCAUUCUCUUGAUAACCUCAUAUUCAAAUGCUGUGUUUGUCAUCUUUACCAGGUUUUCACACGUACGUGAACGCAUCUCGGUCAUCGACGCUGUCCGUAUUCCUCACGCGGCGUCUCUCUGCGGCCAUGGUAACACUUUGCUCGACGUUGGACUGCUAAUUCAUCAAAUACCUCAGCAACAGUCGCUUUUUAUGCAGGUAUAAGUAACGCUUUCCCCCCGAAAAGUACUGUUAAAACCACAGUGCACGCUGUUGAUAAAGCAUGAAUUUGGCAGAGAUAUGUGACAACGCCAAGAAGGGCCGUGAGUAUGCCCUGCUCGGAAACUAUGACUCCUCCGUGGUGUACUACCAGGGCGUGAUUCAGCAGAUCCACAAGCACUCUCAGUCCAUCAGAGAUCCAGCUCUGAAAGUUAAAUGGCAGCAGCUCAGACAGGAAUUGACUGAGGAAUAUGAACAGGUGAAAAGCAUCAUGGGAACACUUGAGAGCUUUAAGUCCGAGAAGCCCGUCGACAUCCUUGUCCCUCAGCCAGAGGAGCGACCAGAGGAUCCACUAGUUUGGCCCCCACCCAUCCCAGCAGAACACAGGAAUCCUGUUGUAGCAAAAAGGCCUAGCAGUGCAUUGAAGCAGCAGAGGAAGGAGUCUCCUGGUCUACAGCACCGAGGAGCAGGAGGACGCGCUCAGGCCAACCCUAAAGCAGAACGGCAGGGAAACCGAGACGCCCGGGCUGCAAAGGCCAAAGAUGAUAAGGGUAAAAGAGUGGAUUCUUUGGGGGAUGGAGAACAGAAGAAGUUUGAUGGUACUGGAUAUGACAGUGACUUGGUGGACUCACUAGAGAGAGACAUAGUCUCCCGCAAUCCUAAUGUACACUGGGAUGAUAUUGCUGAUUUAGAAGAUGCUAAGAAGCUUCUGAGAGAAGCCGUAGUGCUGCCCAUGUGGAUGCCUGACUUCUUCAAAGGGAUUCGUCGACCAUGGAAGGGCGUACUAAUGGUCGGCCCACCAGGCACAGGAAAGACCAUGUUAGCCAAAGCUGUGGCCACAGAAUGUGGGACUACUUUCUUCAAUGUGUCCUCCUCCACCCUCACCUCCAAAUACCGGGGCGAGUCUGAGAAACUUGUCCGUCUGCUGUUUGAAAUGGCCAGAUUUUACGCUCCAACAACCAUCUUCAUAGAUGAAAUCGACUCCAUCUGUGGCAGAAGAGGGACGUCCGAUGAACAUGAAGCCAGCCGGCGUGUCAAAUCAGAACUUCUGAUUCAGAUGGACGGUGUUGGUGGAGCCUUGGAGAAUGAUGACCCCUCUAAAAUGGUGAUGGUGCUCGCUGCCACAAACUUUCCCUGGGACAUCGAUGAGGCGUUACGGCGGCGGCUGGAGAAGCGGAUCUACAUCCCCCUGCCCACAGCUAUUGGCCGUGUGGAGCUUUUAAAGAUCAACCUGAAGGAGGUGGAGUUGGCUCCUGAUGUCAACCUAGACAUCAUAGCUGAAAAGAUUGAGGGAUACUCAGGAGCAGACAUCACUAACGUCUGCAGAGAUGCAUCCAUGAUGGCCAUGCGUCGUCGAAUCCAAGGCCUGAGCCCCGAGGAGAUACGAGCCCUGUCUAAAGAUGAGCUGCAGAUGCCUGUCACCAUGGAGGAAUUUACUCUGACUCUGAAGAAGAUCUCAAAAUCAGUCUCUGCUGCAGACCUGGAAAAAUAUGAAGCCUGGAUGGCUGAGUUUGGCUCAGUAUAGAAAAAAGAUUCACACAGUUGGACCAGAGGGUUGACAAGAAAAUUCACAACUAUGAGGUGUUAAGACUUUGAAGAGGAUGGGAACUUCAGUGUGUGAGCCAAUAAGCACAUCAGGGAUGUUGGAGUUCACAUCAGAAGCCUGGCAUCUUUGAGAGAGCAUCAUGAAAACUUUAAGAAGCUCCGCUUCUGCUUUUUCCACUAUAUGUAUCCAGAUAAAGACCAAUUCCAUCUUACUCCUGGUUAACUUUAGGGAUGUCAGUUUUAUUAAGCUGAACAUUUCUGACCCAAGAAACAUAAUAGUCAUUGUAGGAAAAAUAUAUUUGUUUUUGUAAAACGUUCCUUUUAGGCUCCAAUCCUGUGCAGCCCUCUGUCAAAACGAAAGAGGAAAAAUAAAACAUCUAUUCCACAGAGCAUCAGGCCUGACGAAUGAGAAAACAUUUCAAAUAAAGUGGUCAGCUUUGCGUUUGCAAGAUGUUCUCAGUUUUUAAAAAUAGGGUACAGUUUAUGUAGCAUAAUUCAACAUUGUUCUCAGACUAAAGUAUUGUAAUUAUUACUGUUAGUAACUUAAAUCUGUUGUAUUCGUAAGAAAUCUAUAUUUCAGCACUUUAAACGUAUAUUCUUAAAAGCUCAGUUGACACAUGCUGACUGAACACUUACAUUUUAGUGCUGUGUUUCUGCUUUGUUGACUGAUUGUGUUUUUUGUGGAUUUUUAUAUUUGCCUGCUGUUUUAGAUGAACUUUGGACAAACAUGCAGAUUUUUCUUCUUUAAAAUAAAAUAUAAAAUGAA
Girardinichthys multiradiatus is the source of this 3978-nucleotide messenger RNA. RefSeq names its product katanin p60 subunit A-like 1 (gene katnal1). The record is from RefSeq and is a predicted model, not a curated record. Gene Ontology annotation, biological process: microtubule severing. The coding region runs from base 1732 to 3192 and encodes 486 amino acids. Gene Ontology annotation, cellular component: microtubule cytoskeleton. Gene Ontology annotation, molecular function: ATP binding; microtubule severing ATPase activity; ATP hydrolysis activity. The transcript is spliced from 11 exons. Lineage: Eukaryota; Metazoa; Chordata; Actinopteri; Cyprinodontiformes; Goodeidae.